Molecule: messenger RNA, 2291 nt
Organism: Armigeres subalbatus
Lineage: Eukaryota; Metazoa; Arthropoda; Insecta; Diptera; Culicidae
Source: RefSeq, a predicted model, not a curated record
CGUGUGAUCAUGCAUGCCAAGCAGUUGGGUCCCAGCGCGAGUGAGUGAGCUGAUGCCCUACACGGUGCACGAUCGUUUGUGUGAGUGAAUAACAAGUGCCUCGAACCACCGCCGUGUGGCAUAAAAAUUCCGAACGACGCCAACGAAAGGUGAAAAUAAGCAAAUAACAGAGGAGGAAAUAAGAAAAUCAAAUCAGCAUAAAUUUGUGCCUACGAUUGAAAGCUGCUGCUGUUGCUUUUUGAUCCGUCCGUCGGCUCGCGAAACAUAAACAAUAAUAACUCGAUCGCAGUAGACACGGUGAAAGAAGAUCGCUAAAAGCUCCCAACAACGGUCACUUGAUCGGAUGCGACGCGACAAAAUUUUGUUGCGUUGCGAAAAACUUGGUCACACCAACGUUCAAUAAAUACCUAAAUACGCUGUGCCGGGUUUCGAUUCGCGCGAGAAAGAGCGGAGUUUUCCAACUCCACGGAAAAGUGCGAGCGAAAGGGGCUUACUUAACAUCCAAAACGGGAAAGAGAACACGUGAGAAGCAAAGAGAGUGCGAAAAUCGAAGAAAAAUGGACUCGACGGCCUCGCUACGUCGGCUUACCUCCAUACAGAUUAGUGCCGAAACAACGGUUUAUACCAGCCUUGAUUCGAGCAUCGCAGCCUUGCAAAAGCCACAACAGAGGCGCGAAGACCAAGUCGAUGGAGCGAGGAGUCUCCCGCCUGCUGUGGAAUUGCUUCUCUCUGCAGCUGCCUCCGUACCCGCGACUUCGGUCUACAUCUCCGCCGCUGAGCCAACUGCUGGAAAACUGGUCCUACAACGUGAGCGAUCAGAUUCGGAGAAAGAAGAAAGAGCCGAGUUGCUUCCAUCCAGAUCGUCUGUUGCCGAUGCCGUUGCCCUUGGAAAGACCAGCACUGGCAGCAGUCUGCUGGAAACCGUCCGGGAGAAACCAUCUUCGCCGUUGUCGCCCGUGAUAUCCGAUCAGCAGUCGCACGUCGUCCGAAUUCAAAUCGUGCAAACUCAAUCGGAGUGUUCUAGUCCAAUUAACAGUGUGGUAAACCAUUCGUGCGGUUCUGCUUUGAUCAGUGUUACCAACAAUAGCAGCAGUGCUACCAUCGUGAACGGGUCCAAUCAGUGCAAAUCUAAAGUGUCGAUCGUUUCAUUUGGACCGCCUGAUCUGGGCAGUAAAUCACCGAGUCCUACCCCAUCCAUCGAAAUGGUUCAAAAGCACUCCAGCCCAUCGGCGUCGCCAACCAGUGGCGCCAAAACAGACUUGGUGGAUGCCACCAACGCCACCUACCUCUACUACAUGAUGUCCUCGGGGCAGUGCUCUCCUAGUGACACCCUCGACAGUGGCACGUGCAGCGACAUCGAAGUCACUCCACCGCCUCUCCCGAAAAAAAUGGUCCCCAAAUCUCCGUCCCCCACCAAACACCCGGCAGCGCAACACGCAAAAUUAAUGAUGAUAAGCCCGACGCCGUCUGAUAAGCUUAAUCAACCCAACGUCGGAUUUCGCAGCAACUACACAACCAGUGACAGUGACGAGUCCGAAUCCAGUCUCAGCUGCGAUUCGCUCAACUUUUCACAGCUUUGCGGAAACGUUAGUGCCCUGGCGCUCGUCGACAGUAUUUCCGGGGUCACAACCAUUCCGCAAACUCCGGAACCGUUAUCCUCCGCCGUGACCCCUACCAGUGAUAGUGACCGCGAAAAUGUAAUCCCCGAGUGUCCGCAACUGCCUCCAAUCAUGCCAAUGAAGCACAAAAUUGUCUCCAUCCUGCCGGAUUCCCUUCUCAAGGACAUCCGCGAACGUUCGUCCACGGGAAGUGCCGCGCGCGAAGUGCCGUCCCCGUCGCCACCACGCGAAGAAACCCCCGUCGUCGGUAUGACCACCACGCGCUCCAUCCUGAUGGAGAAAAUCAACAGUUUGAACAGUGUUGCCGCCGGCGGCAGUGUGUCCUCCCUGUCCGAGAAGAACAAAUCGAUCAGUUUCGAGAAUGAUAAAUUUCAAGUUUCACAUCAACGAACAUUCCAAUUUGCAGCAACAGCAGCAGCAGACGCCGCCGAAUCAGCACGACUCCGUAACGGGUCGGUUCACCUCAAUAACAACCACAAUCACAGCUGUUCAUCGUCGGUUAUCGACGAUGAUGAGAGCUUUGCCGGGUUUAAGGAUUUGACCAGCGGAACGUCGACGAUCCGCAGCAACAAGGGAACGGUGCGCGGUGUCAAGAACCGGGUCCGCAACGGGAUUGCGACGUUCCUGCAGAUGCAGCAGGCGAACAUAAAGGUAGGUGGUGCGCGCCGAUGA